CCACCUCAGCGUUGCUGCUCAGAUUUGUUCCUAUGCAAAAAACGGUUUCUGUGGUUUAAACACUAGGUGCCUUUACAACAGCUUGUAAAAUUUCCUGUUAAGAGAAUCUGACUGUACAGCGACCGCCUGUUCUUACCAGGUGGCAGGUUUUUCGGUGGUUUUUUUCUUUCUCUGUAUUUCCAUCAGACGAUAAAGCAUCGAAGGAGUCACUCGUCUUGCACCAGGUCUGCGCUUCCUUCCACCAGGACUCAUUUUUGCCGAUGCUAGAAUGUUCCAAUGGGCCUAGGAAACGCUGUUCAGACAUUGCACCUCUGUUCCGAGCCGGGCAGGCAGAGCUGUUGCGAUGCAUGCCAAGCUUUGGCAGAGGAAGUGUCCGGAGCGAAGUGAUCACAUACAUCGCGGUGCCACUGCCCAAAGCGACAAAAAACAAAAAAACAAAAAACAAAAAACCCCACAAACUUGGAAGACUCACCGAGGAGAGAAUCGGGAACUUUGUCAGCUAGAAGAGCUAAGCGAGAGAGCACUUUCCUGGAGGGGGAGCUUUAAAGAGUAUAUAAUCAUUCCAAGGCAGUAACCCCUCCAGGGCACAGGGUUUUUAACUGGAGCACAGAGAUGCUACUCAUGCAGAGCACGAGUGCCACAGAAAACUGUGGACCUGGUCAAGAUUUCCAGCAUUCUCUUUAUGCCGCCACGUACACCAUCAUCUUUAUCCCAGGGCUCCUGGCCAACAGUGUGGCCCUUUGGAUUUUAUGCCGCUUUGUCGGCAAGCAAAACAAAACUGUGCUCUUCAUGGUGAACUUGGCCGUGGCAGACUUCAUUCACGUCCUCUCCUUACCUCUACGGAUCUAUUAUUAUAUCAACUACAGGUGGCCGUUCGGGAGAUUCUUGUGCCAGUUUUGUUUCUAUCUGAAAUAUCUGAACAUGUACGCCAGCAUCUGCUUCCUCACUUGCAUCAGCGUGCAAAGGUAUUUCUUCCUGCUCCACCCCUUCAAAGCCAAGGACUGGAAGCGGAGAUACGACGUGGCGGUGUGUUUUGCAGUGUGGGUCGUGGUUGGGGCCGCUUGCUUGUCCUUUCCGCUGCUGAGAAGUUUUGAUUCCCCCGAGACAUGUUUCACCGAACUCAGCGUCAAGAAGAUCGGAAGCAAGACAAAUUCCAUCGUGGCUGUGAUGAUGGCUGAGGUCGUCGGCUUCUUCGUCCCCCUUACCGUUGUCGUGUAUUGCACGUGGAAAACAAAAGCUUCACUGCAGGAACGUCAAAUCCCCCACCAAAGCACGAUGGAAAAACAGAAAGCAUUGCGGAUGGUUGCCACGUGCGCCAUUGUGUUCUUUGUGUGCUUCACUCCCUAUCACAUCGUCUUCUUCUUCUUCAUGAUGGUCAAGGAGAACGUCAUCAAGGACUGUACCAUAGGACGCCACAUUCUGUACCUUCACCCUUUCUGCUUAAGCCUGGCGAGCUUCAAUUGUUGUCUGGAUCCAAUUCUCUAUUUUUUCAUGACGUCUGAAUUCCAGGGUCAGAUAUUAAGGCAUAGCAGCUUGGCCAUCCGGAGUCGCUUGAUGAGCAAAGACAGUUCGUCCUCUUUUAAGGAAUAAAUGAAUGGGGGUUCCAAAUUGGACAAAGAACGAUAGGCGUAGGAAGGCGUGUUUGCAUCCAGUUUCCAUUCCUGCUAGAGACUGUUGACUUUACGGAAUGGAAGCAGUGCACCAGGUUUUCAAAUAGCAGUGCCCCUCGUCCUUGCCUGAAGAUGCUGGCGAUUGAACUCAGUUCUUCUAUGGGAUAUAUAGAAGGCCACAAACCAGGAGUUUGUGGCCAUCUCUAAUGGGAUAUGCUAGAAAAUUUACCAAAUGAUAAUGCAUUCUUCCCAAGGUGGACACAGGAGGGCACUGAAAGAUUUAAGAGCCAUCUCUCAAAUGUACCUGAAGAUGCCAGCAAUUAAACUGGAUCCUACUUCAUGCCAAGCACAUGCCACGCCACUGAGCUACUGUGUCCUUGACAAUUAGGUGAUAGAUUUCUGGACAAUGUGUCUGUGAAGAAGUCUUCUGGUUGAAGAAAUGGUGCAGGCCACUGCUUUCCACAUUUGCUAACGAGAAACCCUACUGAUUUCAAUUGAACUAACGGGACUAAUUCACCCUGUGCGCACACUGGGUUAUAGCCUAGGUUGCUUGAUCAUGAGUUUUCAGUUGGUUGUCCAUGAAUUUAUUCAUUAUGCCUCUCUGCAAAUAUGUACUAGAUGAAUAAAAUAAUCAUUCAGAAGAAAAGGGGAGAAUAUAGAGUACAAUACUGCUGACUACCAUUGAAGACAAACAUCAGACCCCCUUCAGAAGUGCAGUCUCAAUGCGUCAGAGCAAAAUGUGAGAAUCAGAGCACAGGAAACU
Molecule: messenger RNA, 2373 nt
Organism: Pogona vitticeps (central bearded dragon)
Lineage: Eukaryota; Metazoa; Chordata; Lepidosauria; Squamata; Agamidae
Product: putative P2Y purinoceptor 10
Biological process (GO): phospholipase C-activating G protein-coupled receptor signaling pathway; positive regulation of Rho protein signal transduction
Cellular component (GO): plasma membrane
Molecular function (GO): G protein-coupled receptor activity
Source: RefSeq, a predicted model, not a curated record